GGUCGCGUCGACUAAAUUGUCCGGAACCUGCAUCUAUAAUGGUAUCAAGGAGCUGUGACGGAGAUGUGAGAAUCAGUGCAAAAGGCAUCCAGUGUUGAUUUAGUUGUGGUUUGGCUCGUAAAAAUUUGUCGUAAUGAUGAAAAGAUUGAGGAGAACUCUCAGCUUCCGUAGCAGAUCGAAAUACAGAGCGAACAACAAUCCAGCAAAUUGGGAAAAUGAUAGCAUAAAUAUCAAACACGGUGGCCUCAGUUUCCCUGCCAAGUACCUUGGUUCACUUGAAGUUCAAGAAUCAAGAGGAACACAAGUAUGCUCAAAUGCUGCACAUCAGAUGAAGAUGCAUCCACAAACAAAGAAGAAAAGAGUGACAUUAUGGGUGACAGAGGAUACAUUGAGGGUUAUUGAUGAUGUCACAAAGUCACUUGUGGUAGAUCAAGUAAUAGAGAAAGUUUCAUUCUGUACGCCGGAUCCAAGUGAUGAGAAAUUGUUUUCAUACAUAUGCAGAGAUGGCACAACUCGCAGGUGGAUGUGCUACAGCUUUAGAGGAAUCAAACAUACUGGGGAAAGAAUAAGUCAUGCUGUGGGAUGUGCAUUUACAGCCUGCUUGCAGAAAAAGCAGCAACAAAACAUGAAGAAUGACAACUUCCAGCGAUCAGGAAGUACAAGAAUGUCGAAGUUAAAAGAGCGUGGAAAUGCAAAUGGAGUGGUACUUCCCCAAGAGAGUGUGCAGCAGCUCCAAGAAAUAAACCAAUAUGAAUACGAAGAAAGAAUGAAAAAAGCACAGGAAACUCAGCAUAUUAAAACAACCACCGCCAACACCAGUGUAACAUCUACUAAUGAUUCUGCCCAGCUUCUAAACGGAAUAUCUCCACCGGAAAGUAAAAAGAGCGCAAACACUUUUAUUAGGCCCAGACCGACCCCUAGUGCAGAUCCAUCUCCAUUCACUCGACAUAUGUCACUUCCAUAUCGGUCACGGCCGAUGGGUCAUCCUGGCUUUAAUCAAAAGGGCUCUAGCACCUACCAAGCCCUCACAGAUGACCUGCCGCCACCACGUCUCCAGGCAGAUUCAUCCAGCAUCGAAUCUGCACAUCUGCACUCAGCUGCACAGGCAAACAGCCCUCAUUCCCAGGCUGAUAUGUGGCUGGCCACAGCAAGCAGCUCUCAGAACCAAGGCCUGCUAGUGACUACGACACCGAAUCCGUUCUCCACUGGGUCAGUCACUACUACUGCCUCUGCAGGCUGGAACCAUAACAACGCCGCGGCAAACACAGCCGAGCCAACACCUAAUCCCUUUGGAUCAGACAGUUUUGAAAGCAAUUGGUCACAAGCCGGCACUCAAAGCACGCAGGCUAACCCGUUCUCGGUUGAUUUGAGCAACAGGAAGGAACAAUUUGUGUAAGAGUAGAUUGCAAUGUUUUGUACGGAAUCGAAGUUUUAUUUAGUAGUUCAAAAUGCAUGUGGUGCACUUUUUGUGAAUCAAAAUGCACAUAGCGUCGUGAUUAAGAAUUGAUUGCAAAAAAGAUCAAUCUAACAAUUUAAGUAUAAGAGAACCUGCCAAUUGAAGGAAAAUUGUUACCGUUGGUACCCUCCUGCUUUCCACCCAUGUGUAGGCAGUGCACUGUGUUCUGAAGAUGAUAGCCAGUGAUGUCUUAUUUUAUCCACUUUGUCCUUUAUCAAUGUCAUUCUCUCUGUGAUACAUACAUGUCUGCUAAAAGUAGGAACUUGAAAGAUGCAGAAGAAUUGCGAAGUAAAAAGCUUGAUAAGAGGCCUCUAUAAUUUAAAAGGAAUCAAGCUAUGUUUCUUCUAAACAACAUUGCCAGUUCUUCUUCAAACCUUUUAUAACAAAUUUUUACGUAGGCCUCUUGAUUAAUAAACGACUCCGGUGUCAUUUGUUUCCAGCAGCUACCUAUCUUCUUUUUGUUACCUGGAUGCACUCACCCUAGAAGUUCUACAUCUUGAGAUUUAUAGCAUCAAAUCUCCUGAUGUACUGUACUUAUAGUUUUUUUAGUUUUACUUUGCAUUUUGUCGUUAAAUCCCUUUUAUAUCUAGCUAAGUGUUGCCAAUUUAACCUUUUUCACAGCAUAACUGAGCAUCACGAUAUUAUCUAUUUUUAUUAACAACUUACAGGCUUAGUUCUGUUGUCUGAUGCUUUAGAAUAAAUUAUUUUCUUGAUUGUUAUAAAUGUGAUCAGUUCGUUAUUAUAACCAGAAGUAGCUAUUGAUAGGAUUAAGUUUUUAGUCAUUAUCAUCAUCAUCAUCAUCACCUAAACAGAGCAGCUAUUGUAAAUGUUAUUCGGAUAAGAUUUUUACGGCCUUGGUGCGUUUAUCGCUUGUUACGUAGACACGAUCUUGAAUUCCGAACAAGCAUUUAUUUUCGCCAAGUAGUUUUGUCCGAGCAUAUUGACAAGAUUUGGUCGUAAAAUCUCUACAGCUGCAAAGACCAGUUGUAUGACUAUAUAGAUUAAACAUAUUUUAGGUUCUUUAAUGUUGUUAAGUCUUUUUUGAUUUUACUUUUUAGGUACUAUAUAUAUAAUGACAAGCAACAACCUGUAAUGAUAACGUAAUACUUUAAGGAACGUCAAGAUCUGGCUUGAGUUAAAACGAAUAUUUUUUAUAGAAAAUCGAAUCGAAGACUUUUGAUGUUCUAUCAUCAGUCUGCUCCUAUUGGCAAGAUAAGCCCCCGGCCAUCACUUUUCCGAGCUCUGCAUACCGAACGCCAUUAAUGAGCUAUACAAAAGUUGUAUAUAUACUUGCGUCGACAUGCCACUUGUUGGGAAGACGGACAAGAACCCGUACCAGUUUCUCCCAUUGAUAUGUGUCUUCAAUUUGUCAUCAAAGUCGUUGGAUCAAAGAGCAUGCGUGAUAAUGAUUGAGUUCAACGCGCAUAUUCUUUGACUUCAAGACGGGGGUUGCCUAACUUUUCUUUUUGUUGCUCGUCUGCCCAGAACGAACUCAUUGCACCUUCGUCGUUUCAUUCAGCAACGUGUAAUUAUAAGUAGCAAUGUGUAAUUACGGCAACUAGAGAAGUGUGCAUUCAAUAUUGUGUUGUAUCAACAGCAUGCACGUUGUUUUGCAAUGUAGGAUACCAGCAAAUAUAGCUCUGUAGUAUGUGCGGUCAUCUUUUAUGAUAUAUCUAGGUAGACGACAGUAUCAGACUGAAUAACCCGAUAUUUCUUGAAAGCCUCUGAUUGACGGCCAAUCGAAUGUUCACUUAAACGAAGGUAUUUGAGAUAAGAGAAAUUGGUUUUGAUAAACUCUUUCUUUUGUGAUGUUUUAAACCACAUGUGACUAGAAUUCAAUUAAAUUCGUGUAAAUGUAUCAAGGAUAUUAAUUUGUAGAUUUAUUGUCAAAGUAAGAAAGAGUAGUAAAAAUUUCUUUUGCGUGUGGUAA
This is a messenger RNA of Rhopilema esculentum, 3386 nucleotides long. RefSeq lists its product as uncharacterized. The record is from RefSeq and is a predicted model, not a curated record. Gene Ontology annotation, cellular component: cytoplasm. NCBI's taxonomy places the organism in Eukaryota, Metazoa, Cnidaria, Scyphozoa, Rhizostomeae, Rhizostomatidae.